AUGUAUCUACAUUCUUCUGGACUCUCUCUCUCUCUCUCUCUCUCCAUAGUUCUCUUUCCAUUGUUCUCUCUCUCUCUCACACACAGACACACUCUAUCUAUCUAUCUAUCUAUCUCUCUCUCUCUCUCUCUCUCUCUCUCUCUCUCUCUCUCUCUCUCUCGUUAUUUCGGUUCUCUGUAUUUAUCUCUCUAUUGCUCGCUCCCUCUUUAUUGCUCUUUUUCUCUAUCUCUCUCUCUUUUUCUCUCUCUAUUGUUCUCUCUUGCCCUCGAUCUAUUUUUCUCUCUCUCUUUAUUGCUCUUUUCUCUCUCUCUGUUUUAUCUCUAUCUGUUGCUCUCUCUCUCUAUUGCUCUCUCUUUCGCUAUUGCUCUCUCUCUCUCUCUUUCUCUCUCUCUCUUUCUCUCUCUCUUUCUCUCUCUCUCUAUAGAUUUUAGAUCAAGACUCUUCUCAUUUUUUCCCAUCUGGACAUCCUUAGCCCUGUUCCUUCUACCAAUUUCUUCUUGUUGCUACAUCUUCUUCAUCCCAGUCUUCUGUCUGCCGCACAUCAGUGCCAACUGUAAAUGUUCCUGGAACUGCUCAGCAUCCAGAUCAUCGAUGGAUUUCCUUACUUGA
Molecule: messenger RNA, 609 nt
Organism: Acanthosepion pharaonis
Lineage: Eukaryota; Metazoa; Mollusca; Cephalopoda; Sepiida; Sepiidae
Source: the annotation of a GenBank genome assembly